GAUCAAAAACAUAUGCUUGAGUCUAUGUCUCAGACCAUUAUUUCUUAGCGUUACAAACGGUAAGGAAAAUUUUGAACAUACGUUCGUACGGGUAUAAAAAGUGUUAUUAACCUAAAAUUAGCUAGUAUAACCAUGGGGUUUUUUUUUUUGUUAUAAUCUCAAAUAUUAAAUGAUAAAAAUGAUGGUAUAGAAUUGAAAAAGAAAAAAAAAAGAAAAAAAAAACAUACAAACAAAAAAGUGCAAGUAAAGAUAUAAAAAGGCAAAUCGAUUAAUACUUAUGAAUCAAUUCCAUUUUGAUUAAAUAACGGAAUAUUACCAAAAAAAGAAAAAUUAUUUAAGACGUUGGAAUUAUGAAGAUAAUUUUAUGCCUCUGUGCUACUCUAACCGUAGCUAAUGCUGGAUUCUUAUUAGGUGGUCUUGGAGGACUUGGAGGAGGAGGUGGUGGUGGUCAUCAUAUAGGUGGAGGUGGUGGAUAUGUUGGACAUGGUGGAGGCUUUGGAGGUGGACAUGGCGGUGGUGGCUUUAUUGGUGGAGGAGGUGGACAUGGAGGUGGUUUCGAUGGUGGACAUGGUGGAGGCUUUGAAGUUGGACAUGGAGGUGGUUUUGCAGGUGGACAUGGUGGUGGUUAUGAAGGUGGGGCUUAUGGUGGUGGAGGUCAUGCAGCUUAUGGCGCCGGUGGUGGCGUAAAAGUAAUACGAGUAAUUCAUGAAAGUGCUCAUUCUGGUGGUGGUUUCGGUGGAGGAGGUCAUGGUGGCGGCUACAGCGGUGGUUAUGCUGCUGGUUAUUCAGGAGGCUAUGGUGGUGGUCAUGGUGGAGCUGGCUAUGGUGGAGUUGGUUUUGGUGGUGGUCAUACUGGUGGUCAUGGUGGAGGUCAUAUUAAAAUAAUUAAAAUUAUUCAUAGUGGAGGUGGUAGUGGUCAUCAUGGUGGUGGCUGGUAAUUUAGAAAAGUGUUAAAAAUAAUCAAACUUUGAAGUAUGAUAGAAAAUAAUUGUAAAUAUGUAAUAUAAAGUAAAAAAAUUAUAAUAUUUCUAAUUUUAAAUAUUUAAAAAAUUUAGUAAAUUAUA
Molecule: messenger RNA, 1064 nt
Organism: Condylostylus longicornis
Lineage: Eukaryota; Metazoa; Arthropoda; Insecta; Diptera; Dolichopodidae
Exons: 2
Coding region: 351-938 (195 amino acids)
Source: RefSeq, a predicted model, not a curated record